Messenger RNA from Podarcis lilfordi (Lilford's wall lizard), 27364 nucleotides. NCBI's taxonomy places the organism in Eukaryota, Metazoa, Chordata, Lepidosauria, Squamata, Lacertidae. The record is from the annotation of a GenBank genome assembly.
AUGAGCGGAGGGGUCUACGGAGGAGGUAAAGGCUGGGUUGCCAUCGGCGUCGCAGCUGCUUGGCUUGGGGAGGGGGUCCCGGCAGCCCCCACCCCACCAGUUCUGGGCCCUGCAUGCAUUUGGUCGCGGGGCACGCCCGGGGAGACCCUUCGCUGCCAGCAUCCCGGUCUUCUUGCACCCCAGCAACAGCUGCAUUCCUGCACUUGGCUAGGGCGGCUGGAGAGGGUGUUGCGCCCGCGCGCCCACCCUGCUCAUCGCUCCGAGCUGGGGGCUCCCUCCCAGCCAGCCAGUAGGGCAGGGAAACUGCGGAACUCACCCCCACAAGAAGCAGCGGGGACCACCAAGCCGGGAAAGGGGGGAAAUUCACGGAGGAGAAGCCUAGCGGCGGCUACCGGCUGCAAGGAGCGGAGAGAUGCGCUCUUGCGCGCAAAUCCUUGCUUGCUGGUUUGGCCAAUGAGGCAUCCGGUUGGCCACUGGGAGAAGAGGAUGUUGGGCUAGGGGGGCCGCCGGCCUGAUCCAGCAGCCUCGAGGGUCCUUGUGCAUAGUCCAACUCAGGUGCCAACCUGGUCUUGAGUCAGAUCCAUCUCUUUUUUUAUUGUCCCUGCUGAAUGUGACUUGGCUCGCUUCUUUGAGCCGCCUGAUUCCUUGGGUGUAAGUGCUGACCAGAGCCAGGGACCUCUAAACUGUGAUUAUUCAUGGACCUUAAGGUCCUCUGCUGGGCAGACCAGGAGAGGCGGUCCCGUAAAUACGAGGACCCUAAGCCAUUAAGGCGCAGGCCCUGUUGUUCAAUUUCUAAACUCCAAGGUCAAUAAUUAUUCAUUUUUUCUUGUUACAAAAUUGUAAACACAUAAAUCAUAAAACGUGACAUGACUAUUCAUAUGUGUCCCUAGGGGGGCAAAAUAGUAAAUAUAUUACUUAGUAAAUAGUAAAUAUAUAUAAUAAAUAUAUUACUUUAGAUCACGUAAUAAUGAGAUGGUUACAGUAAACCAGUUAAAUGAGCUCUUCAGUAAAUCAACUUUGAAAACGCAGAAUAAUAGGAGCGAGAUAAAGAGUAUUGCGUGUUUAACCACGCCAUAUUGCGAUAUAUAUUGUAGGUCUUUUUCAUCAGUGUGCUGUUUCAUUUGCAUAUUUAAUAAACUCACACCAUAAAAUGCAAAAUGUAACACAUUUAUCUCUCUUGCCUUGCCACCCUAAAUUAUUGUGACAACAUUUCCAGCAUGGCUAUUUACUAGACAAUGUUAAACCAGCGAUCAAUAUUCAUCAAUUGCUAUUCCUUUUCUAGCAGCUGUUAAUCAAUGUGUUACUAAUUCCUUCUUAAUUGGUCCAUAUCUGAAGUAUAUAAAUCAAAUAAGGCUAAUGUUAGGGUUAUCCGGAUUGUCUGAGCUGUAACCGGAGAUAUCUCUUUAAAAAACAGCCUUCCAAAAUUGUUCUAUUUGCGGGCAUUCCCACCACAUAUGCUCAUAUGUACCUAUAACUUGGCAUCCCUUCCCAACAUAACAAGACAUCAUUGGGCUGCAAAUAUGAUAGGCACCUCAGUGUUAAACACCAUCCAUGCACAGCUUUUAGUGAACGUUCCCUAGUACAGUGGUACCUUGGUUCUCAAAUGCUUUGGUUCUCAAACUCCGAAAAGUGAGUGUUCUGGUUUUCAAACGUUUUUUGGAAGCCAAACGUCCGAUGUGGCUGUUGGCUAUUGUUUCCAGGGUGCCUGCACCAAUCAGAAGCUGUGCCUUGUUUUUCGAACAUUUCGGAAGUCAAACGGACUUAAGUUUGGCUCUUUUGUUUUUGCUAUUUAUUUUGCAUUUUUGUUUUUGAGGCUUUUUCAGUUAAUUUGUUUUUGUGACUGUGUGGAACCCAGUUCAGCUACUGAUUGAUUGAUUGUGUGACUGCGGAAAUGGAUAAAAGCCCCCCAUCCAAACAGUGACUAUCAUCAGUGUAGGGAAGAAUAAAAUUAAAUUUUCAUUUUUAUCAUCUACAAUACUGUCUUACUUAUUUUAUAGUACAGUGCAUUGAUUAUUGCUUCCAUUUUAUAGAUCAGUGGUCUCGUUAGAUUAAUUAAAGCCAUUAAUGUUAAAUGGCUAUUUUAGGGGUUGUUAAAAGUCUGGAAUGGAUCAAUCCGUUUUGCAUUACUUUCUAUGGGAAAGCGCGCCUUGGUUUUGGAACACGCUUUGGUUUCAGAAUGGACUUCUGGAACGGAUUAAGUUUGAGAGCCAAGGUACCACCGUAGUUGCUGGCACAGAUUUGUACAGUGCAUAAAUUGUUCCAUUUAUCCUAUUCCCCCCCCCCAUGAUAAUUUUUAUUAAGUUUUCCAUUUUUAAAAUAUUCACAUUUUGUUACAUAAUUCCAUAUCCGAAUACAUUGCUCUAACAGAGCACCAACCCCUCCCUCUUUCUGACUUCCAUACAUCUUACUAAAUUCUUAGCAUUUCUUUGAUCACUUUUUUACCUUCAAUAUUUCACCUUCUUAUUGGUAAAUCAGUUCCAUAUUUAUCCUAAUCAGUGUUUAUUAUCCCCAUUGGGCACAGAAAAGAUAGCAAACUGGGAACUUUACAAGUCUCCAUGGGGGGGGUGGCAUGUCACAAAUUCCUCCCCAAAUCCCUGAAUUUAACCUUUGUUUCCUCCGUAGAUGAGGUUGGAGCUCUGGUCUUCGACAUCGGCUCGUUCUCAGUCCGGGCUGGCUAUGCUGGCGAAGACUGCCCUAAGGUACAAUGCCCGGGGGCACCCCAAAAUAUCCAACCCCUUCAGCCUCCCCCUCCCUCCUUUAACCCUUUCCCUUCUUCUAUUUGUCCCCAUGUCAGUUUCAGUUUAAGGGACACGGGUGGCGCUGUGGGUUAAACCACAGAGCCUAGGGCUUGCCGAUCCGAAGGUCGGUGGUUCGAAUCCCCGCAAUGGGGUGAGCUCCCGUGACUCGGUCCCGGCUCCUGCCAACCUAGCAGUUCGAAAGCACACCAGUGCAAGUAGAUAAAUAGGUACCGCUCUGGCGGGAAGGUAAACGGCAUUUCCGUGCGCUGCUCUGGUUCGCCAGAAGUGGCUUAGUUAUGCUGGCCACAUGACCCAGAAGCUGUACGCCGGCUCCCUCGGCCAAUAAAGUGAGAUGAGUGCCGCAACCCCAGAGUCGGCCACGACUUGAGCUAAUGGUCAGGGGUCCCUUUACCUUUACAGUUUCAGUUUAUUGGUUAACUUUUCUAGUAGGGCUGUUUCCCAUACUAUUUGGUACCAUUGGUCCAGGCUUACUCCUGACAGGUCUCUCCAGUGUCUGGUUAUGGUGCUUCUGGCUGCUGAAAGUAGGUGGGUUAUGAGUUCUUUGUGUUGUAAGUGGGCAUUGUUGUCUUGGAAGAUGUUUAGUAAGGCCAAUUCUGGGGUGAUGUCUAAUACUUGCUUGGUUAUUUUACUUAUUUCUCGUACGGUUGUUGUCCAGAAUGGUUGGAUUUGGGGGCACUCCCGCCACAUGUGGAGGUAUGUGCCUGUGGAGGUGAAUGCUCUCUUUACCCCUUUGCAAAAAAUGAGUGGAUUUGACGCAUUUUGGGACUGAAUAUUGGGAAAGUAUUGGUAGAAUUGGGAUGCGGGUGGCGCUGUGGGUUAAACCACAGAGUCUAGGACUUGCCGAUCAGAAGGUCGGUGGUUCGAAUCCCCACGACGGGGUGAGCUCCCGUUGCUCGGUCCCUGCUCCUGCCAACCUAGCAGUUCAAAAGCACGUCAAAGUGCAAGUAGAUAAGUAGGUACCGCUCUGGCGGGAAGGUAAACGGCAUUUCCGUGCGCUGCUCUGGUUCGCCAGAAACGGCUUAGUUAUGCUGGCCACAUGACCCAGAAGCUGUACGCCGGCUCCCUCGGCCAAUAAAGCGAGAUGAGCGCCACAACCCCAGAGUCGGCCACGACUGGACCUAAUGGUCAGGGGUCCCUUUACCUUUACCUAUUGGUAGAAUUGCUGGGUGCCAUCCUAGAGCGAAUAUUCAGAAUAAAUUUUUGGUACGGGGAAACUAGAAAUCCUUUUUAUCUCUUUUUCCUUUUCCUUUCUCUCUCCGCCCCCCACCCCAGAAUCUAUUCCUCUCUUCCUUAUUAUUACUUUCUUUUUUUAAAAAAAAAUUGCUUUUAUCGAAAGAUUUCCAUGCAUUAUUACAAAGGUACAAAUAGGGUCUCCAUUUUCGGUUUGCAGAAUCUUUCCUGCAGGUCAGUUACCAAAGGCAUUGUGAGCUUGGGGUGGGGGGGAGAAAGGGGGAGAGAAAGGGGGUGUGCCUGCAUGGAGUUUUGUGCAAGCAUUUAUUCCUUUAUUUCCUUUCUCUCUCUGUCUCUUGUUUUCCUUGGCGUCUUCUGCUCUGGGUCUUUAUUAGGAUUAUUGGUAAGGGACCUUGGGUGACAGGCAGGGAAGCGAAGACCUCCCAGGUCAGGAGGCCAGGAGAAGAAAACGCAGACCCUCCCAGUAUCCCUAUUUUCAGGGACGCCCCUGAUUUAGAGAAGCCGUCCUGAUUUCUGAUUUGACCCUGAAAAUGCCCCACUUUUCCUAGGACACCCCUAUUUUUCAUUGGAGAAACGUUGGAGGGUAUGGUCAUCUGACUCCCGAGCCGUCCUGUAUAGUCAAUCCUAUAAUAGCAGGCAUGGCCAGACCCGACCCUCCAGUGGUUUUGGGACUACAACUCCCAUCAUCCCUAGCUAGCAGGACCAGCGAUCAUGGAUGAUGGGAAUUGUAGUCCCAAAACAGCUGGAGGGCCAAAUUUGGCCAUGCCUGCUGUAUAGGGAAGGGUUGUUUUUUUUUAAAAUACUUAAUGUUUUAUUAUUAUUUUUUGUUGCUGUAUUGUUUUUAACACUCGAUUGGGAGCUGCCCAGAGUGGCUGGGGAAACUCAGCCAGAUGGGCGGGGUAUAAAUAAAUUAUUAUUAUUAUUGUUGUUGUUGUUGUUGUUGAGUCGUUUAGUUGUGUCCGCCUCUUCGUGACCCCCUGGACCAGAGCACGCCAGGCCCUCCUGUCUUCCACUGCCUCCCGCAGUUUGGUCAAACUCAUGCUGGUAGCUUUGAGAACACUGUCCCACCAUCUUGUCCUCUGUCGUCCCCUUCUCCUUGGGCCCUCCAUCUUUCCCAACAUCAGGGUCUUUUCCAAGGAGUCUUCUCUUCUCAAGAUGAUGAUGAUGAUGAUGAUUAAUGUUGGAAGCUGCCUAGAGUGGCUGGGACUACCCAGUAAGACGUGUGCAGGGUAUAAAUAGUAAAAUUAUCAUGAUGGAAUGGGAUGUCUCUAUUUUUACCGGAGAAGGUGUGAAAAGGGCGGUCCCAGGUGAGACCCCAUUUCUGUGGGAAAUAAGAGUUAAGAGCUACCUUUGAGAGAAGGCUCUGCAUUUUCUUUUCUCUUUCUGUUUUUGUUUAGUUUAUUAUUGUUUUAUGAAACCAAUAAUAAUAAUAAUAAUAAUAAUAAUAAUAAUAAUAAUAAUUUAUUAUGUAUACCCUGCCCAUCUGGCUGGGUUUCCCCAGCCACUCUGGGCGGCUUCCAACAAAACACUAAAGUACAAUAACCUAUUAAACAUUAAAAGCUUCCCCAAACAGGGCUGCCUUCAGAUGUCUUCUAAAAGCCUGGUAGUUGUUUUUCUCUUUGACAUCUGGUGGGAGGGAGUUCCACAGGGCGGGCGCCACCACCAAGAAGGCCCUCUGCCUGGUUCCCUGUAACUUGGCUUCUCGCAGCGAUGGAACCGCCAGAAGGCCUUAGGCACUGGACCUCAUAAAAUCAAAUUUUAUGGAAAAAGGGAGGGUGGCUGGAGGGGUGACGCUCCGCCCCCCCUCAAACCCACCCCACCUCUCUCUUUGCAGGCAGAUUUCCCCACCACUGUGGGGCUACUCUCUCACGACGAAUCGGCGAUGGAGCUGGAUGGAGACAAGGAGAAAAAAUCCGGGAAGGUCUAUUAUAUCGACACCAACUCCUUGCACGUCCCCCGGGAGAACACGGAGGUCAUCUCGCCCCUCAAGAACGGAAUGAGUAUGGGGCAUGGCAGCUAUGGGGAGGGCGAAGGGUUUGGGGAGGGGUCCUUGACGUGGCACACGAACCAGGCCAUUGGAACAAUUGGCCUGGAUGCUCUACAAUACCCAGAGUUCAGGACAGAGCGAGGGAAGUCCCUCUUCCUGCAGGUUAAUCUUUGGAACUCCCCGCCACUGGAGGCCACCAACCUGGCUGGCUUUGAAAGAGAAAUUUGUGGCAGGGGAGAGGGCUAUCCAUUGAAGUAAUGCUUCUGAGUACCAGUUGUUGGAAACCACAGGAAGGGUGUGUGUGGGUCUUGUGUUCGAAUCCUGCUUGCUAGUUUCGCAGAAUGGGCAUCUGGUUGGCUUCUGUGAGGUGAUGGACCAGACGGGCCACUGGCCUGAUUCAGCCGCCUCUUAUUAUGGUCUUAUGUUUAGUUGGGAUAAUUUAUAGGAAUGGGGGAAGGAUUUCAAUUCAGCUCAUGUUUAAAGGCAAAUCUAUCCUCUCACUCUAAAAAUAAAUAAAAUAAAACUAGCCUUUGGAAUCUGCAAGUCCUGUAUUUUGCAAUCUGCUUCUCCAACCGGCCAGCGGUUACAAAAAUGCAUAGCUUAGGGGAAAGGACUAUAUUAGUGAAAAACCACCUGCAGAUAUUUGUUAUGUUAGGGGAAAUUGUUUCAGAAAAUGCGUACAUUACUCAAAACCGCAUACAAAUACGGUGAAUGGGUUUGUUAGGAGAAAUUCGCCCUUAAUUCCAGGCGAAUUUUCCUGAGCACAUUUUCCUUUGAACAGUUGCAAAUUGAAGUAGAAAAUCUUCGCGGCUGAAUUUAAGGUUGGUAGAAAUGAGAAACUGAGAGUGUGGAGACUGGCCAAUCUUUCUACCCCUGUUUGGGAGUCGCUGAAACAGGGGUGAAACUGGUUUAAGUGCACAACAAUUUGUCCCCGCUUUUGCUCUUCUGCACUGCAGAAUCUGUACCUCUUAGCCGUGAAGAUCCCCCCCCCCCCCAUAAAAGCCCACCUUCCCCAUAAACAUCAAGACGUCGCCAGGCAGGCAGCUUCAGUUGAGCUGCACCCCAGUGCAUUGGAGUUACUUGGAAACCGCUAAUGUGCAUUGAAGUGCAUUGCCUGGCUAUUCCUUUAACAGCCACAGGUGACGCUAUUCCCCCACUAAACUGCACUGUAACGUCUGAUUCAGUGGAUGGCGCCCUCUAGUGGGAAGUCCCUGAAACGACGGAGAACUGUUGAAAAGGGUGUUGUUGGCGGGUCCAUUCCUGACACUGUCCGAAUUCUCCUUUCUACCCCAGUUGAAGACUGGGACUGCUUCCAAGCCAUUCUGGACCACACCUACAACAAACACAUCAAAUCGGAGCCGAACCUCCACCCGGUGCUUAUGUCUGAGGCCCCGGUACGUAUCCUGCAAUGCCCUGCUCCCCCAAAUCAAAGAAUCGUAGAGUUGGAAGGGACCCCCAAAGUCAUCUAGACCAUCCCCCUGGAAUGCAGGAAUCCCAGCUGCAUAAAUCCCCUGCUCUUGUGCGACGUGAAGCAGCCUGCCUCUGUUUCCUUUAUGCUUUGCCCCCUCCCCUCUCUUGCAGUGGAACACGAGGGCCAAGCGUGAGAAGCUGACGGAACUGAUGUUCGAGCAUUAUAGCAUCCCGGCGUUCUUCCUCUGCAAGACGGCCGUCCUCACCGCGUAUCCUAACGGGAAGCGAGGCUCGGUCGCUUUACCUCCCCGCCUGAGCCCAACAACAAGACAGAUUACUCUUCCAGCCCCUCUCUGCUACUCCAAAAUAUCCAGUGGCGGGCAGUUCCAACAGUUAACAACUUCUUCUUCUUCUUCUUCUUCUUCUUCUUCUUCUUCUUCUUUCAGUUAUACCUCGGGUUACAGACGUUUCAGGUUGCGUUUUUUCGGGUUACGGACGCGCCAAAACCUGGAAGUACCAGAAGGGGUUACUUUGGCAGUCGCGCAUGCGCAGAAGCGCUAAAUUGUGCUUUGCAAAAGCACCGAAUCGCAACCCGCGCAUGUGCAGACGCAACGCUGCGGGUUGCGAACGUGCCUCCCGCACGGAUCACAUUCGCAACCCAAGCGUCCAUUGUAUUAUUAAAAGGGGCGCGGGUGGCGCUGUGGUCUAAACCACUGAGCCUCUUGGGCUUGGCAAUCAGAAGGUCGGCGGUUCGAAUCCCCGCGAUGAGGUGAGCUCCCGUUGCUCGGUCCCUGCUCCUGCCAACCUAGCAGUUCGAAAGCACAUCAAAGUGCAAGUAGAUAAAUAGGUACCGCUCCAGCGGGAAGGUAAACGGCGUUUCCGUGCGCUGCUCUGGUUCGGCAGAAGCGGCUUAGUCAUGCUGGCCACAUGACCGGGAAGCUGUACGCCGGCUCCCUCGGCCAAUAAAGUGAGGCGAGCGCCGCAACCCCAGAGUCGUUGGCGACUGGAUUUAACUGUCAGGGGUCCUUUACCUUUACUUAUUAUAAUUAUUAUUAUUAUUAUUAUUAUUAUCCCCCUUCCUGAAAUCAAGGGUGCAAAAAUUCGCGCAGUAGCAGCUGUCCAAUAUUCCAGGCAGAGAAUCUUUUGAACCUGCGACCUUCUGCAUGCAAAGUAGUUCUCCUCCCCCCAAAAAAACCCCAACCCACACAGUUUGACUUGCUGAAGCCUUAACUCCCGACCCCCAGUUUUGCAAACGGACGGAGCACUGGACUUGUUCUGGACAGUGGAGCUACACACACGACCGCCAUCCCAGUUCAUGACGGUUACAUCCUGCAACAAGGUCGGAGAAGGGAUAUCUUUUUUUUUUUUGUGAUUUUAUUUUUGUAGCUGUACGUUUUUUAGGAAAAGCUUUUUAAAAGUUGCAUUUGUCGGCAUAUGACACCUGUGCUCAGAGAUCUGCCCUGCUUGCCUGUUUGCUACCAGGCAAGUUCAGGGUGUUGUUAUUGUUAUGCAAAGCCCUUAACAACUUGGAACCAGUUUACCUGUCUAAAGGGCCUUAUCCGUACUGGGUUUCCCCAGCCACUCUGGGGAACAAAGUAUAAAAACACAGUAAGACAUCAAGCAUUAAAAGCUUCCCUAAGCAGGGCUGCCUUCAGGUGUCUUCUAAAAGUCAGAUAGUUGUUUAUUUCCUUGACAUCUGAUGGGAGGGCGCCACUACCGAGAAGGCCCUGUGCCUGGUUCCCUAUAACAUCACUUCUCGCAGGGAGGGAACUGCCAGAAGGCCCUCGGAGCUGGACCUCAGUGUCCGGGCCGAACAAUGGAGGUGGAGACACUCCUUCAGGUCUACUGGGCCUUUGAGGCUGUUUAGGGCUUUCAAGGUCAGCACCAACACUUUGCAUUGUGCUUGGAAACAUACUGGGAGCCAAUGUAGGUCUUUCAGGACCAGUGUUAUGUGGUCUCGGCGGCCGCCCCCAGUCACCAGUCUAGCUACUGCAUUCUGGAUUAGUUGCAGUUUCCGGGUCAUCUUCAAAGGUAGCCCCACGUAGAGCGCAUGGCAGUAGACCUGUUACUAUUAAUAAGAGUAACGAUAUUAAUAAGGGUGGGUUGAAAAGGAGUGAUGCAUGAGCGCAAAGGAUUCUGGGAGGCGGAAGUCCAGACCUCUUGGGUCUGGAGAAACAGCGAGGUGGUUCUGUGGUCUGGGAAGAGGAUACAGAGAGGAGGGGAUGGAAGAAGAGCCAAGGGGUCGUGAUCCGCAGGAACAGGAAGCUCACAGCUCUCCUCCUCGCUUCAUUCCUUCCUUCUUUCCCUCCCUCCCUUCCCCUUUCAGGAAUCGUGAAAUCCCCUCUGGCUGGAGACUUCAUCUCCAUGCAGUGCCGGGAACUUUUCCAGGAGAUGAACAUCGAGAUCGUCCCUCCCUACAUGAUCGCUGCCAAGGUGGUAUUGCCCCCUUCCUGUUCCGUCACUAACCAGAGUCGGGGACGGGGACCCAGGGCUUAGCUGCGGCAUCCACUUGGCUUUGAGAAGGCUCCUUGGUGCACAAUUCCUGUCAGUGUCCCCAGGACGCAGGAGAGCAGGAAAUGGAGGCAUUGGCGAGGUGACGGGGGCAGAGACCAAGUAGUCCUAAACAAGGCACCAACUUGAGGAAGCCUGGCUUAUAAAUUUAUAAGUAUACGGGUUACAAACCUCGUGCACCCUGGAGUGAAACUUUAGGCCCUGAUCUAGACCAGAGGAAAGAAUCCUGCCUUAGAAAUCAAUUUUGCUUGCUCUCUCACUAAGAACAAACCAGCCUCUCCGAUGAGGAGCUCUGUGUAUCUUUAAAGCUUGCACCUAUCCAAAUUUGUCCAGUUAAAAGAGUUCCUCCUUUGUUAACGGAGAAAUCUGAGGGCUCCCUUGGACAAAAAACAAGGACCCCAGCCAGGAAUACCAGAGCAAAACAGCAGCCAGUCGGCUUGGUCUUGAUUGAAGACUGUCGCCACAGGACUCCCACCUGCCACCGGGUGGAACAAGAUGGAAGCCCUGAAAAAAAGGGAACCCAAACUUUUAUUAGCUGCUAAUCCCCAUGUUACACCCCCCCAAACUACAUCACUAUUACAUCACGGUUACAUCAUGAAAGGGGAGAUCUGGUGGCAGUAAUCUGAGCAUCCUGGACCCUGCCCCAUGGUUCCCCUUGUCCUCCACCAAACACCCAUCAAGUGUAAAAAGAGAUCUUUACAUUUCCCUGUUUCCCAGCCAAGUUAAUCCCACCCUUUUGUCUUCAUCUGGGUUUGUUAUUUCUGGAAUGGCUACCUGUCUGGCACUCAGGUAUCAGGAGGCCAGGGAUUAUCACUCAGGCAGAGGGGCUGCUGAGUAGCUGAGCGCACAGGUCUAGACGAGUUUCCGAAGUUUUCCCAGUGAGCCAGUACAGAGAUACAUUGAUCAGUGAAUUCUUACAUUUGGUAUCGUGCAGCAAAAGCCCUUUGAGUAGGCAAGAAGAAACUGUGAAGUGUUUUGUGGGGACAAAUCACAAAAGUCACAAAAGUGAUUGUGCUGAUUUUGGUAGUGGGCUGCAGGUGCAGGAUAUCUGCUGGAGGGGCAAACCCCCCCCCAACCUAUACAUAAAUUCCUGCAACACCUUCCACUUGGCUUAUGCAGGUAAAAUAAGACUUAGGGUCAAGGCUCAUGGAAGUGCUCGUCUAACACUUAAAGUCAUUGAAUUGUAGAGUUGGAAGGGACCCCCAAAGGUCAUCUAUCCCAACCCCCUUCAACACAAGAAUCACAGCUUUAAAAAUCCCUGACAGAUGGUUAUCCGACCUCUGCUUAAUAAACCCCCUUCCUCUGUCAAACGGCUCUUACCCUCAGAAAGUUCUUCCCAACGUUUAGUCAGAAUCUCUUUCCUUGUCAUUUGAAUCUGUUGGUCAGGCGUGCAUCUUCGUCUUCUUCGUUCAGACAAGCAACCUUCCCAGUUUAAAAAGCCCUGAGCUCCCAACUGGUUGUGGGAUGUUAUCAUCACUGAAGCAGUCAAAUACAACAUUUCCUGUCGCCUACAGUGGACUCUGUUGUAAAUCUGCCCUUAUUCCCUUAUACAGUGGUGCCUCGCAAGACGAAAUUAAUUCGUUCCGCGAGUUUUUUCGUCUAGCGGAUUUUUCGUCUUGCGAAGCACGGUGUCGGAAAAGUUUUGGAAAAGCUUCAAAAAUCACCAAAAACCUCAAAAAAGGCUACCACACCGCGUUCUAUGAGUUGCUCCUCAAAGUCAAGUCGCAACUGUAUUAACGGUGUUAAGAAAAAGGAAACAAACUUGCAAGACGUUUCCGUCUUGUGAAGCAAGCCCAUAGGGAAUUUCGUCUUGCGAAGCAGCUCAAAAAACGCAAAACCCUUUCGUCUAGCGAGUUUUUCGUCUUGUGAGGCAUUCGUCUUGCGGGGCACCACUGUAGAGUCCUUUGCAGGUUAGGAGAAAAGAACAGAGGCCAACUAGAAAAUAUUGAGAAGCAAAGCAGCUCGUAAGCCUGAUCUUUAUUGAACUGUUGCGACAGGGUGCUCCCCUUACACGCAGGAAAGGAGGAGGACCCAGAGCCAAGGUGUGCCUGCCCUUAUAUAGACAUUUUAAAUUGCUCGCCCUGGAGUCCAAGACCACCCCCAGAAACAUCAUACAUACAUCACAGAAGGGGUGUAGCUCAAGACCACCCCCCAAAUACAUCAUACGUACAUCACAGAAAGGGUGGUCUACAGCAGAAAUCUGAGUGCGUUGUUUACCUCCUGUCUGGCAGGUUACCUGUUAAUGAUCACUUGAUUGGAUACCCUGGGGAGCCUGGCCAGUCUUUUGUAAUGACAAAUACUUCGUUCCUGAGCCAGGUCACAGGCUCACCCUAUUCAUACACAGAUAUACCCUUAAGACAGGAUUUGUGAAGGAAAAGACAAUGGGGAGGUUUUCCCAUUUUCCUUCGCCCUUGCAGAGAAAUCAUUUGGUCAGUUUGGGAAUCAAAAAUGGUUUCAGGGCUGUUUUCCUGAGCUGCUUCAGACAUGUGGUUUAUAUAUUUAUGUACGUGUUUGCUUAGUACAUUUAUGAACAUUUAUUUUAUAUAUAAGACCUUACAUUUUUUAUUUCACAAACUUGCCCUGUCUUCCAUGGGGCAGCCCUUAAGAUAAAAAAAACCAGUCAUGAAUAAAAGUCUGCCAACUCCCAUAUAUAUAUAUAUAUAUAUAUAUAUAUAUAUAUAUAUUCAACAUAUCAUUUUCAACAAUAAUUAAACGUACUUUUACAUCUUAUACAAUUUUCGACUUCCAUCAAUCACAUCUGAAAAUUUUCCAAUCUCUUCACUUAAUUUACAUGUCUUAUUUUCACUAUUACUUUUAAAUCUAUAAUACCUCUUUUCUUUCUCUUCUUCGCAAUAUUUCAUAUAUUUCUCCUUACGAAACUUCCUGUAGUCCUACUAGCGUAACUUGUUGAUUACAGUUGCUCUUCAAAUAAUUCGUAUAUUUCUUCCAGUCUUCUGUAAAUCUUUGGUCCCGCAGGUUUCGAAUCCUUCCUGUCAUUUUAUCCAGUUCUGCGCAGUCCCUUAAUUUUGUCUGCCAUUCUUCUUUCGUCGGUAGCCAACUCCCUCUUUUUUUAAUUCUCUCUCCCCAAUUUGGUUCCCUGCAGGAGCCGGUCCGCGAAGGCGCACCCCCAAACUGGAAGAAGAAGGAAAAGUUGCCUCAAGUCAGCAAAUCGUGGCACAAUUACAUGUGCAAUGUAAGAGACCUCGCCGGACUCCGGGGUUCCUUGGGAGAAGACCGAGAGCUGGGGAGUCAGGACUCCUGGGUCCCUAGAGAGAGGGGUAGGGGGCACGAUUCUGGGAUCCGGGACGUCUGAGGGUGUGUGUGUGGGUUUGGGGAGCGGCAGGAGGUUUUAAGUGAUGACAGCCUGUUGCCAAAAAAAAAGAGGACUUGCAUGUCCGAAAGCUAGGACUAGGACCUGGGAGAACAGGGUUCAAAUGAAUAAUAUAAGCCAUCUUUCUUUACUCCCUUGCUAAACCUUCAACCCUACCAGGAGGUCAUCCAAGAUUUCCAAGUCUCUGUGCUACAAGUUUCAGAUUCUCCUUACGACGAACAGUGAGUAGCUGGGAUGGGUUUGGUGACCGGGGUUUGUGUGUGUUGUGGGGCAGAGAGGGUGUAAAUUUGGGUGUCCACCUCAGAGAAUCCGUUGCCUCUGUCCAACUUGGCUGGGGCGACUCUUUCCUUUCAUCAUCAUCAUCAUCAUCAUCAUUUAUUUGUUGUUGUUGAGUCGUUUAGUCGUGUCCGCCUCUUCGUGGCCCCCUGGACCAGAGCACGCCAGGCACUCCUGUCUUCCACUGCCUCCCGCAGUUUGGUCAAACUCAUGCUGGUAGCUUCGAGAACACUGUCCCACCAUCUCAUCCUCCGUCGUCCCCUUCUCCUUGGGCCCUCCAUCUUUCCCAACGUCAGGGUCUUUUCCAGGGAGUUUUCUCUUCUCAUGAGGGGGCCAAAGUCUUGGAGCCUCAGCUUCAGGAUCUGUCCUUCCAGUGAGCACUCAGGGCUGAUUUCCCUAAGAAUGGAGAGGUUGGAUCUUCUUGCAGUCCAUGGGACUCUCAAGAGUCUCCUCCAGCACCAGAAUUCAAAAGCAUCCAUUCUUCGGCGAUCAGCCUUCUUUAUGGUCCAGCUCUCACUUCCAUACAUCACUACUGGGAAAACCAGAGCUUUAACUAUACAGACCUUUGUCGGCAACCCAUUCAUUCAUUCAUUCACUCAUUCAUUCAUUCAUACCCUGCCCACCUGGCUUGGUUUCCCCAGCCACUCUGUGUGGCUCCCAACAGAAUACUAAUAAUAAUAAUUUUGAAAAAGCGAUAAUGCUGUAUUGUUUUUAACACUCGAUUGGGAGCCGCCCAGAGUGGCUGGGGAAACUCAGCCAGAUGGGCGGGGUAUAAAUAAUAACUUAUUAUUAAACAUCAAACAUUAAAAAACUUCCCUAAACAGGGCUGCCUUCAGGAGUCUUCUAAAAGUCAGAUGGUUGUUUAUUUCCUUGACAUCAGCUGGGAGGGCGUUCCACAGGGCGGGCGCCACCACCGAGAAGGCCCCCUGCCUGGUUCCCUGUAACUUCAUUUCUCGCAGGGAGGGAACCGCCAAAAGGCCCUCAGAGCUGGACCUCACUGUCUGGGAUGGAUGAUGGGGGUGGAGAUGCUCCUUCAGGUCUACUGGGCCCUUGAGGCCAUUUAGGGCUUUCAAGGUCAGCACCAACACUUUGAAUUGCACUCGGAAACGUCCUGGGAGCCAAUGCAGAUCUCUCAGGACCGGUGUUAUGUGGUCUCGGCAGCCGCUCCCAGUCACCAGUCUAGCUGCCGCAUUCUGGAUUAGUUGUAGUUUCUGUAGAAUCGUUGUAGAGUUGUAAGGGACCCCCAAGAAUCAUCCAGCCCAACCCACUCCUGCAGGUCAGGAAUGACACCGUUUCCUUGGUGGCCAUGCUCCUCAAAAUCUCCUCCAUUUGACCUUUUGGGAACCGUCUUUGGCUGCUCCCGAGACUCAGAGGCCUCGGAAUACUUAUUUAUUUAUUCCGAAAAAUUUACACACCGCCUUAUCGCGAAAAGAGAACAUCAGAGUGGUUUUUCCAAAAAAAGAUGAAGCAAGAAGAUUAUGGAAGGUGAAAAAACAUUAUAAAGCUUUAAGGGGGGGGGAAGUAACGCUAGAUUAAAACGUGCACAAGAUUGCUAAAUACAUGGGUAAAGGUAAAGGGACCCCUGGCCAUUAGGUCCAGUCGCGGACGACUCUGGGGUUGCAGCGCUCAUCUCGCUUUACUGGCCGAGGGAGCCGGCGUACAGCUUCCGGGUCAUGUGGCCAGCAGGACUAAGCUGCUUCUGGCGAACCAGAGCAGCGCACGGAAACGCCAUUUACCUUCCCGCCGGAGCGGUGCCUAUUUAUCUACUUGCACUAUGACGUGCUUUCGAACUGCUAGGUUGGCAGGAGCAGGGACCCAGCAAUGGGAGCUCACCCCAUUGCUGGGAUUUGAACUGCCGACCUUAUGGUCGGCAAGUCCUAGGCUCUGUGGUUUAACCCACAGCGCCACCCGUGUCCCUUUCCACACAUGGGUAGGCUGGUCUAAAUGGUAAUGUUUUUAGCCAGAGCCAAAAGGAGUGCAGUGAAGAUGCCUGCCCUUAUAUCAAGAGGCAGAGAGUUCCGAAGUGCAAUAAUUAUUUUUAUAAAGAUGAUUAUACGACUGGCUGCCUAGCUAGCCGGCCAUUGCUCCCUGUGAAGCAUGUUGGAGCGAAUUUACAAUGCAGGAAGGAGCUCAGUAAAACAAAUGUGGCAUACAGUGCUCCCUUGGUUCUCAAACGCCUUGGUACUCAAACAACUUGGAACCCAAACACUGCAAACCUGGAAGGAAGUGUUCCGGUUUGCGAACUUUUUUCGGAAGCCAAACAUGCUCUGUUUUGAGUGUUACGUUUCUGUUUUGAGUCUUACGCUGAGGUAUGCCUGUUUUCGCUAUUUAUUUUGCGUUUUUGCUUUCGCGGCUCUUUUUGUUUUGGUUUUGUGACCGUGCGGAACCCGGUUCAGCUACUGAUGGAUUGAUUGUGUGACUGCAGUACGUUGCUUAUUGCUUUCAUUUUAUGGAUCAAUGGUCUCGUUAGCUAGUAAAGUUGCUGUUUUAGGGGUUGUUUUUAAAAAGUCUGGAACGGAUUAAUCCAUUUUACAUUGCUUUUUAUGGGAAAGCGCACAUUGGUUUUGGAACGCUUUGGUUUUGGAGCGGACUUCCGGAAUGGAUUAAUUUUGAGAGCCAAGGUACCACUGCAUUGAAAGUCAGAAUAUAGCUGACUCGCUCGUGUCAGGGGAAGGUUUAGAUUUGAGGGAGGCAAAAGGACGGCAAUUUGGGGGACAAAGUGGAGGUGACCCUUCAGUGCGGACGCUACAGGACAGAAAUAGAUUUGCAUCACGAUGGGGAGUCAUGUUUCUCCUGUGGAAACUCAGCGAAAGUAAAAACGGGCAGCCAGGUAGCAAGAACGACAGAGUGUCCCGUGCUACUUGGGAGAGUGACGCAGCAGCUUCUUUCUUGGACUAAGCACCCAGUUUUCCAGAUCUCACGAAUCACAGACUCGUAGAAUUGGAAGGGGUACCCGGUGGUCAUCCAGUCCAACCCUCGAGCCUCAACUCAUCAAUUUGAACUCGGGUCCAGGAAAGAUCAUGUCGGCCAUCCUUAACAAGGUGACCUCCAUGGCUGAGGCUCAUGGGAGUUGUAGUCCGAAGCAGCUGGAAGUAGCCAGGUUAGGGGAGGCUGGCUUAUGGGGAACUCCCCCCCAAAAAACCCAAUGAAAUCAACAGUGAGAAACAACAUAAUAAUGUAAGACUUUUGAAAAAGUUAAAAGAACAAUAGGCAAAAAGAAAUCCCAACAGAUUGAAACUCGUGCCAGCUCAGUUGGUAGAGCAAGAGACUCACGAGACGCUUAACCUCAGGGUUGUGGGUUCGAGUCCCGCAUUGGGCAAAAGCGGGUUGGACUAGAUGACCCUUGGGUCCCUUUCAGCUCUACAUUUCUGUGAUGCUAAAGAUCUGGACAGGCAUGUCUAAACAACAAUGUUUCCAGAAGGCGCUGAAAUAGUGUGGCUUGCUCUAUGGUUUUAACCCCUUCAUGCAUGCAUUAGAGUUAAGCAAGCUGAUUUAUCCCACAUCCAGGAGCAAUGAUGUGAAAGCAGAAGAGAGCUGUCAUGGCUAAUAGCUGUCAGAGCCAUCUCCUCCUCCAUGAAUCUGUCCCAAUCCCCUUUUAAAGCCAUCCGAGUGGGUGGCCGUCACUGCGUACUGAGGCAAGGAGUUCCACAGUUCAUCUGUGUGCUGUGUUAUGAAUGACUUUAAAAAAAUCUUCCAACAUUCAUCUUCGUUGGAUGUCCAGUGUUAGGAGAGAGGGAAUAAAAAUUCUCUCUAUCCAAGCAUGCUGUGCACAGGGCCGGAUUUAGGUUAGAUGAGGCCCUAAUCCCCACGACGGGGUGAGCUCCCGUUGCUCAGUCCCUGCUCCUGCCAACCUAGCAGUUCGAAAGCACGUCAAAGUGCAAGUAGAUCAAUAGGUACCACUCCGGCAGGAAGGUAAACGGCGUUUCCGUGCGCUGCUCUGGUUCGCCAGAAGCGGAUUAGUCACGCUGUCCACAUGACCCGGAAGCUGUACGCCAGCUCCCUCGGCCAGUAAAGCGAGAUGGUCACCGCAACCCCAGAGUCAGCCACGACUGGACCUAAUGGUCAGGGGUGCCUUUACCUUUAAGCUACUGAAGCUAAUGGGGCCCUUUAUAUGUCCAGCUGUCCUUUGUUAACAACAAAUUGUCGCUGUUUUUUCAUGUUGAAUAUAUGCUAUAUGGUCAUUUAUGGACCUAAUAGGCACCGUAUUUUUCGUGCUAUAAGACGCACCAGACCACAAGACGCACCUAGUUUUUGGAGGAGGAAAACAAGGGGAAAAAAAUAUUCUGAAUCUCAGAAGCCAGAACAGCAAGAGGGAUCGCUGCGCAGUGAAAGCAGCAAUCCCUCUUGCUGUUCUGGCUUCUGGGAUCACUGCGCAGCCUGCAUUCGCUCCAUAAGAUGCACACACAUUUCCCCUUACUUUUUAGGAGGGAAAAAGUGAGUCUUGUAGAGCAAAAGAUACGGUAUCUAAAGCCAUUUGCACGUAACAAAUAGGAGCCUACACAACAGAAAACACUGUCGCUGUAUGUCGGUUUUAUUUUAUUUGUUUUUUAUCUUAUAUUUUGGAAAUGUACAUCCAGUUUAUUUUCCUUUAAGUUUUUGGGGGGCCCCCAAGAGAGUGGGGCCCUAAGCUAUAGCUUGUUUGUUGUUGUUUAGUCGUUUAGUGGUGUCCGCCUCUUCGUGGCCCCCUGGACCAGACCACGCCAGGCCCUCCUGUCUUCCACUGCCUCCCGCAGUUUGGUCAAACUCAUGCUAGUAGCUUCGAAAACACUGUCCCACCAUCUCGUCCUCUGUCGUCCCCUUCUCCUUGUGCCCUCCAUCUUUCCCAACAUCAGGGUCUUUUCCAGGGAGUCUUCUCUUCUCAUGAGCUGGCCAAAGUCUUGGAGCCUCAGCUUCAGGAUCUGUCCUUCCAGUGAGCACUCAGGGCUGAUUUCCUUCAGAAUGUAGAGGUUGGAUCUUCUUGCAGUCCAUGGGACUCUCAAGAGUCUCCUCCAGCACCAGAAUUCAAAAGCAUCCAUUCUUUGGCGAUCAGCCUUCUUUAUGGUCCAGCUCUCACUUCCAUACAUCACUACUGGGAAAACCAGAGCUUUUACUAUACGGACCUUUGUUGGCAAGGUGGUGCCUCUGUUUUUUAAGAUGCUGUCUAGGUUUGUCAUUGCAUAGCUUGUUUAGCUUAUACGUAAAUCCGGCUGUGCCCUCGCCCUCUUGUCCCGAGCAGGGUAGCUGCGCAGAUGCCCACCGUCCACUACGAAAUGCCCAACGGCUACAACACAGACUACGGGGCGGAGAGGCUUCGUAUCCCGGAGGGGCUUUUCGACCCCUCCAACGUGAAGGUGAGCGGGCAGGGGGCCAGACGAUGAAAUAAGGAUCAAGGCAAGGGUGGGGAGUUUGCACCCGCUUCUACUGAUUGAUUUGCUUUCGAAAAAUCGGCACACCUCUUGAUUACAAAACAAAAAAACUCCUCAAUGCACACAGAGGCUUGGAGCAUGCGCAGAGUUCUGACUGAUGAACGGCGCAAUCCCAAACACAGUGACUCGGAAGCGAUUACCAUUGAAAUCAAGGGGGGGUGUUUCUGCCCGGUAAGGGGGCGCAGGGAGGGGUGUAGCCUCAGAAAACAUUUAUUGCUUAUUCAGAAUUAAAUUUAUUUGUGGUGGUGUGUGCUGGAAAUCAGAGCGGUUUGCAGAAAAGCGAAAAAGCAAGCUGCUAAUUUGCACUAGGAUUAUCUGUAGUCAGAACUAACAACAAUAAUGUAGGGCUUUUGGAAAGUUAAAAUAGAUUAAAAACCACGUUGGCUUCCUAAACAUCCAGACGGCCUCGCCUAAACAAAUAUGUUUUCAGCAGGCACCAGUGCUAGUAGGGUUGAAAGGGACACCCAAGGGCCAUCUAGUCCAACCCCCUGCAAUGCUGAAGAAUCCCUGACAGAUGGCCACCCAAGCUCUGCUUAAAAACCUCCAAGGAGGGAGAGUCCGCCACCUUCCGAAGAAAUCUGUUUCACUGUCAAACGGUUCUUAUCAUGAGAAAGUUCUUCCUUAUGUGUAGUCAGAAUCUCCUUUCUUGUCACUUGAAGCCAUGGGUUCGAGUCCUACCCUCUGGAGCAGGAGAUAACAAGCUUGCUCCAUCUACCCUGGGACAUCCCUUCAGAUAUUCGGAGGUGGCGUUCCCAAAGCAAGGAAGGAUUGGACUCUGAUUAAUAAAAUACACAGAGGCUUGACCAGCAAGACUCUGGGAGGAGUGCGUAUAAUAAUUCCCUCUCCACCCCUCGGCCCAGGUCGUUUUAUUCACAAAAGAACGUUUUACACAGUGUUCGUAAGAACCAAUCAGAUUUCCUCUGAGCAUUUCAAAAAAUGGGACAAAGUUAAAAGUUAAAACUACAAAGAGCUAAUUCCUACUUGAGCAUGCAUACGUAAUUCAGAGUAAAUAAAAGAGGAAGCAAGGAGGAAUGCUUUUAGGAAACUCUGGAGGUCAUAAACAGCAACAAACAGGAGAAGAAGGAUAAGCAGUACCGUAUUUUUCGGUCCAUAACACGCACGUAGUUUUUAGAGGAGGAAAACAAGAAAAAAAUAUUCUAAACGAAACAGUGGAAGUAUGAUUUUUGUGGUUCAUGCUGUGGCCACAGACAUGUGAUCUGACGGUGAGUUUGGGGUAGCCCAAUGCAAAAAUCCUGAGGAUCCAUGUGGAUCCGUGCUUAAGUGGGAAGAGAAGGAAAAGCUCUCAAGGGACAAGGAGCACGCGUGGGGUGGGUGGAGAAGGAUGUUGCUAAUAAUGCAGAAGAGGGGUAUAAGGGGAGAAGGCUCCUCUCCUCUCCCGCUUUGCUCCUUUAAAGCAAGCAGGCUCUGCUUCCUCCUCCCCGGCUUAGCGAGCUGAAAAACUUUGCUGCUAUUUAGCGAGCUGAGUGGGGAGGAGAGAGGGACAGAGAGCACGCUCACUUUAAAGCAGCCAACCAGACAGGAGCUGCUUACACCUGUGUAAGUGGCUCCUCUCCCGCUUUGCUGUUUCAAAGCGAGCCACGGAGGAGGGAAGGAAGGGGAACCAUGGAUCCUCUGCUCACGACUGCAGCAGAUCCCCUCACCAUCCGUAGGCAUUCACUCCAUAACACGCACAGACAUUUCCCCUUACUUUCUAGGAGGAAAAAAGUGUGUGUUAUGGAGCGAAAAAUAUGGUAUUUACCAUCUCCUUGUGAACGAUUAGCAAACUACAUUAAAGCUACCUUCUAUCUUCAUGACCCAGGGUGCCUGGUGAAGCAACUGGCCUGUGCUUCAGAAUGCUUAUACGUGCCUGUCAGGCGUAGAGAAAGCAAUUGCCAGAGGUGGAGAGGCCUGUGGGAUCUGAUCAGAAAUUAUUGUCAAUGAAUCAAACCCAGUCAACGCAAUGCUUUCAUCGUGGACACAAUGGCUUGAUGCAUAUUUUAUAAUUCCUCAUAGGAAUCCCAUCUGACCCCCACACUCUGGAUAUCUGCACUCCUACAUUCAGAGGUGGCUAUCCUACCCCAUCUCAGUCUCCUCUUCCCCAACCUAAGCACCCCAAACUCCCUCAAUCUCUGCCUCUCUCUCUAGGGCCUGUCUGGAAACACAAUGUUGGGGGUUGGCCACGUGGUCACGACCAGCAUCGGGAUGUGCGACAUCGAUAUCCGGCCAGUGAGUUGUCUCCCCUCACCUUAACUCUUCCCCCUCCUAGUAGGGGAUGCGGGUGGUGAUGUGGUCUGAACCACAUCGGAAGGUCAGCGGUUCAAAUCCCCGCGACGGGGUGAGCUCCCGUUGCUCGGUCCCAGCUCCUGCCAACCUAGCAGUUCGAAAGCACCAAGUGCAAGUAGAUAAAUAGGUACCACUGUGGCGGGAAGGUAAACAGUGUUUCCAUGCAUAGCUGUCAACCGUCCCUUAUUUGGCAGGAAAGUCCCUUAUCCCAGCGCCGUGUCCCGCUGCUGUCCCUUAUUGAUGAUGUCCCUUAAAUUUCCUGGGUUUCAAAGGAAGCAGCUCCUCUCCCUCCCUCCCUGCCUGCCAACCAGGGAGGAGGGACGCUCCAACUGUGUUGUUUGGCUGCGUUGCUCACCCAAUAAGGAGUCUAAGAACGACUGGGGGUGGAGCUUGCAUGCCUUGUGCCAAUCAAAUCGGCCGCGUUGCCUGGGGACUCGCCUUUGCUCAGCGCUUCCCAGCGGAGAGGCGACGGUGGUUUUCCUUGCUGCAUCCCCUUUGCCGGGUUGCUGCGCUGUGGGAACCACCGCUUGAGGCUUCGUUUGGCUGCUGGCUGGGUUUUCAGCCUUUGGCUCGGAGGGGCUCAGAAGUCGAACAUACCUGUGCCCUGAAAAUCCCUUAUUUUGGCUGCUGAUCCCUUAUUUUUGAGGCUGCUGGUCCCUUAUUUUCAAAUCUGUAAGUUGACAGCUAUGUUUCCAUGCGCUCUGGUUUCCGUCAUAGUGUCCCAUUGCGCCAGUAGCAGUUUAGUCCUGCUGGCCACAUGACCCAGAAAACUGUCUGUGGACAAACGCCGGCUCCCUCGGCCAGUAAAGCGAGAUGAGCGCUGCAACCCCAUAGUCGCCUUUGACUGGACAUAACCAUCCAGGGGUCCUUUACCUUUCACCUUGCCCCCUGCUAGGGUUUCCGGUCUGGGGCCAAGUAGUUGUGGGUUUCUGAGGCAAAAGGAGCUGGCCAGGGAAUGCACAAAACCAGCCCACCACCUUUAUUUUGGCUUCGGUUCAGAACGCUUCCGGUAUAUUCUGCUGUUGCAAAAACAAAACAAAACCAAAAACAUAGAUAAAGGUAACGGGACCCCUGACCAUUAGGUCCAGUCGCGGCCGACUCUGGGGUUGCGGCGCUCAUCUCGCUUUACUGGCCAAGGGAGCCGGCGUACAGCUUCCGGGUCAUGUGGCCAGCAUGACUAAGCCGCUUCUGGUGAACCAGCGCUGUGCACGGAAACACCAUUUACCUUCCCGCCGGAGUGGUACCUAUUUAUCUACUUGCACUGGUGUGCUUUCGAACUGCUAGGUUGGCAGGAGCAGAGACCGAGCAACGGGAGCUCAACCCGUCGCGGGGAUUCGAACCACCGACCUUCCGAUCGGCAAGUCCUAGGCUCUGUGGUUUAACCCACAGCGCCACCAGCGUCCCAACCGAAAACAUAGAAAGGAGAAUUCCUGGGUGCCGAGAUUCAAGUUUAGGGCAUGUACUUUUUCGUGGGGGAACCCGAGUAGAUAUUUAUAGUCACAAAACAUGCUGAAUCAAAGCGAAGCAUGGAAAUAUAGGCUGUCAGACCUUUCAGAUAUCCCCUCUCCCCUUAGCAUGGGGGAAAAAAAGUGCUUUGCACAACCCCCAAAGAAAAAUAAUAAAGCAAUAAAAUUCAAAACAGCAAGUAUGAAUUGCGCAUUUAUUCAAAAUCCAAUUAAAACUCUUUAAGUUAAUUCAACAAAAUAGGCGGGCUGCCUCCAGUGACAGCCUUUUACGCUGUUAAGGGGGUUAAUGUGGGGGAAAUGGCAGGGGAGUUGUUGACCGGAGACCCACAACACGAUGGUUGCAAAUGGCAGAUUCCUCCAAGUUAAAGGAAUUCGAAGGUGGCCCCCCUCCCAAAAAAACGGCUCCUAAUAUAACACUUAUCCUUUCUCUGAAGGGCCUCUAUGGGAGUGUCAUCGUCACAGGGGGAAACACUUUGCUGCAAGGCUUCACGGACCGCCUCAACCGGGAACUCUCUCAGAAAACGCCACCGGUGAGUUUCUGUGCGUAAGAGAGAGAGAGAAUGAGGGACUUUGGGGUCACGCAGGGCUCUUCAGCAGGCAACAUGGAGUCACAGAACCGCAGAGUCUGGUGGGACCCUGAAAUAUACUCAGAGUCGAGAGUGGAUUUCAUGCUCUUUAUUCAGCUCAUAGUGGUGAGGAGGAAUGGAAGUUCCCCCCAGAAUGUCUGCUUUAUAUACGUUAUUUACACAAUGGGCCCCACGUGAUUGGCUAAUUCUGGGAUUCUCCUGUAGACCAAUCAGGUUGCGGAUUCACUUCCACCUGGAGCUGGAUUGGGUGGCUCCUGCGGACCAAUCAGACUGCUGCAUUCUGAAUCCUUUUGUUCUAGGACCAAUCAGACUGCUGCAUUUUGGACCCUAUUGUUCUAGGACCAAUCAGACUGCUGCAUUUUGGACCCUAUUGUUCUAGGACCAAUCAGACUGCUGCAUUCUGAAUCCUAUUGUUCUAGGACCAAUCAGACCGCUGCAUUCUGAAUCCUAUUGUUCUAGGACCAAUCAGACUGCUGCAUUCUGAAUCCUAUUGUUCUAGGACCAAUCAGACUGCUGCAUUCUGGACCCUAUUGUUCUAGGACCAAUCAGACUGCUGCAUUCUGAAUCCUAUUGUUCUAGGACCAAUCAGACUGCUGCAUUCUGGACCCUAUUGUUCUAGGACCAAUCAGACUGCUGCAUUCUGAAUCCUAUUCAACUCAGUACAUAACAGACCCAAAGGGUCAUCCAGCCUAAACCAAGUUCAGGGAGCGGGGAAUGUUCUGGCCCAUUCGGUUAAGAGGGGAGACUCCAUGGUGUCGAUUGCUUUUUGCUCAGAGAUCUCACCUCGUAUCGUAUCGUAAAACCUUUAUUGGCAUCACAUCCAAAACAAAUCAAUACAGAAUUACCACGUCCCCAGUGGCACAAAACAUUUGCUAAAAGAAAAAAGGAGGCAGAGCAGUCUAUCGUCACAUCUCUUGGUCUCCAGGGAAGUCAGACGUCUGCAGUGUAUUUUGACGACAAAAAACCAAAUAGAGAUAUUUAGCCACUAACUUGGUGAGCUCCUGAUCGUUCCCCAGUAAUAGAAAAUGUAUGACCUUUGACUCUGGUUUCCAUUUGGGGAUACAGAGUUGAUCUAUAAAUUGCUGGCGGAGAUCAGCGUAUAGUUUACAAUUGAGAACCAUAUGCUUAAGGGUUUCCGCCAGGUGGUCUUCACAUGGGCAAGUUCUUUCUCCUUCCACCCUGUCUGAGAACCUUCCCCAAAGGAGGUCGGAUGGAUUUGAAUUAAACCUGGCCAGCGAAAAUGCCCUUCUUUCUUGAGGGUUAAGCAGAAAUUCAAGCUAAUUGUGGUUAGUUUCAUGUGCCCAAGAAAGUUGAAAAUAAAGAGGGGAACAUGUUUUCUCUGCUGCUACUGUUAGUUCUUGGCGUUCAGUAUCCCACAACCUAGUUUUUAUUAUAGCCUUGGCAGAUGGUAGGGACAUUGAUCGCAAAAGUUCCACUGACAGCCCGAGUUGCUGUACCUUCUUGUUAAACUGUUGUAGUUGUCCAACUCUUUGUGACCCCCUGGACCAGAGCACGCCAGGCACUCCUGUCUUCCACUGCCUCCCGCAGUUUCGUCAAACUCAUGCUGGUAGCUUCGAGAACACUGUCCCACCAUCUUGUCCUCCGUCGUCCCCUUCUCCUUGCGCCCUCCAUCUUUCCCAACAUCAGGGUCUUUUCCAGGGAGUCUUCUCUUCUCAUGAGGUGGCCAAAGUAUUGGAGCCUCAGCUUCAGGAUCUGUCCUUCCAGUGAGCACUCAGGGCUGAUUUCCUUCCGAAUGGAGAGGUUUGAUCUUCUUGCAGUCCAUGGGACUCUCAAGAGUCUCCUCCAGCACCGGAAUCCAAAAGCAUCCAUUCUUCGGCGAUCAGCCUUCUUUAUGGUCCAGCUCUCACUUCCAUACAUCACUACUGGGAAAACCAGAGCUUUAACUAUACGGACCUUUGCUGGCAAGGUGAUGUCUCUGCUUUUUAAGAUGCUGUCUAGGUUUGUCAUUGCUUUUCUCUCAAGAAGCAGGCAUCUUUUAAUUUCGUGGCUGCUGUCACCAUCUGCAGUGAUCAUGGAGCCCAAGAAAGUAAAAUCUUCUACUUCUAACGCUACAGCCUAUAUCCACUUCCAAAGCUAUCCUAAAGUUGAUAUUUUCAGGAUGUUUAAAUGAGCAUUCUAAAUUGUAAAACAGAAAAUCUAAUAAAAAUUAGAGAGAGAGAGAGAGAGAGAGAGAGAGAGAAAUAUUUGGGGUCCUUAAGAGAGCCAAGAUGGCUUCAGGAUUGUUCUGCGUACUAAAACAAAGUGCCUGGUUUUUUCACUGAAUAUUUCCUAAUUUUGAAGGAUCGGCUGCCUGUGGCCUGCUAUGUGUGCAGACCUUAGAACUGUUAUAACACCGGUUAGUUUGCAGAGGGCAGGACAAGCCUGUUUUAACACCUGCCCAGCCAGAUGAGCGGGGUAUAAAUAAUAAAUAAUAAUAAUAAUAAUAAUAAUAAUAAUAAUAAUUAUGCAAACCCCUCUUUUCUCUCUCCGCAUUGUGCAGAGCAUGCGCUUGAAGCUGAUCGCCAGCAACAGCACCAUGGAAAGGAGGUUCAGUCCUUGGAUUGGGGGCUCCAUCCUGGCCUCUCUCGUGAGUCUGGGGCCCUGGAGGCUGCCGUGGGUCAGAGGAAGAGGAGGGUGGGGAAAGGGGGAGGGAGGCUGGGAGCCAGGACUCCUGGGUUCUCUGGAGGACCUUCAGAGGCCCUAAGCACUGAAAAGAUUUUGGUGCCCCCGUAUAUAUUUAAUUCAGAAUAUAAACAACAAUGGACUGUAGAAUAAAAUUUUAUUUUUCAAGAUGAAACAAAACCGACAGUUUUGUAUAUCAUUAAUCACUAUUAUUCUUCCUUCCUUCCUUCCUUCCUUCCUUCCUCUUCCUUCCUUCCUUCCUCUUCCUUCCUUCCUCUUCCUUCCUUCCUUCCUUUCCCUUCCUUUAUUUUUCUUUUUUUCUUUCUUUCCCUCCCUCCCUCCCUUCCUUCCUUUCCCUUCCUUUCUUUUUCUUUCUUUCUUUCUUUUCCUUCCUUCCUUCCUUCCUUUCCCUUCCUUUCUUUUUCUUUCUUUCUUUCUUUCUUUCUUUUCCUUCCUUCCUUCCUUCCUUCCUUCCUUCCUUCCUCCCUCCCUUUCUUUUUCUUUCUUUCUUUCUUUCUUUCUUUCUUUCUUUCUUUCUUUUCCUUCCUUCCUUCCUUCCUUCCUCCCUCCCUUUCUUUUUCUUUCUUUCUUUCUUUCUUUCUUUCUUUCUUUCUUUCUUUCUUUCUUUUUCUUUCUUUCCCUUCCUUCCUUCCUUUCUUUUUCUUUCUUUCUUUCUUUCUUUCUUUCUUUCUUUCUUUCUUUCCCUUCCUUCCUUCCUUCCUUCCUUCCUUCCUUCCUUUCUCUCUCUCUCUCUCUCUCUCUCUCUCCCUCAUUUCAUCUAUUGUGGGGCCUUUGUUGGGGGGGGGGGAGAACCUGAUUCAGCUGCUCCAUAUGGUCCAUGGGUUAGGGUUAAGGUUAGGGGGCAGCUGCCCCAAACGCUACGCCCAUGAUAUGGUCCAUGGACAUUUCCGAAAGCCUGGGCCACUCCCACUCCCAAUGUGAUUGGCUGUCUAAAGUUCCAAACUGCGAAUCACGACUCAAGAGUUCAAGGGCCAAUGGCAGAGGCCCAAAUCCUGAAAUGUUCUGUGAUUGGAUGAUGUGUAUCGAAUCAGGAGCUCAGAAUCCUUAGUCCAGAGACUCAAGCUCAGGCAAACACAGACCCACUGAAUACAUAACACCCCCUUCCUUUGAUACCCCAAACAGGGGCUGCAUUUUAAAUUGCAUUUUAACCGGUAUUUUAAAUUGGUUCCCCCCUCCCCAUUAUGUUUUUACUGUGAUUUUAUUGGUUUUAGUGCCCUGAGGGCAGGGUAUAAAUAAAAUUUAUUAUUAUUAUUAUUAUUAUUAUUAUUAUUGCUCAGUGUCUAAUCCAGCCUUGGGAACCGGGAUCCAAGACGUGGACUAGGUGCCGGUGUGUGUAGCUCAGGGGUCUCUGAGUUUGGGGUUGGGGGCCUGGGAGGGAAGACCCGGACGCCUGGGUUUGUUUCCUCGUCUCCUUCCUCUCCUUCUCGUCCGCAGGGCACCUUCCAGCAGAUGUGGAUCUCCAAACAGGAAUACGAGGAAGGGGGCAAACAGUGCGUGGAGAGGAAAUGCCCCUGA